UCUUCUAGCGGUAACAAAAACCUGGACAGUAGGUUUUUCUUGAUUCCAUUGCCAAGGGUCAGUCCUUUUCAAUGGAAUGGGUUCUACAACUGAGAUGAAAUGUCUGAACGCUCCUCAAGACGACGACAGCUGCAGCUCCAACAGCAACGACUUUGCGUACUCUGACUUUAUCGAGAGGAAUCCUCUCAAUGGGCAAUACCCAGAUGCUGAUUCAGAGAAUCAAAACUUCCUCUCUGAUCAUAACCCAAGCAAGAAGAAAUAUGAAACUGAACAUCACCACAGCAGGGCCUCAUUCAGCAUGUUUGUCUUGAACCUGUGUAAUGCCAUCAUGGGCAGCGGCAUCCUGGGUCUGUCCUUCGCUAUGGCCAACACCGGCAUCGCCCUGUUUGUGAUUCUCCUGGUUUCUGUUGCCAUUUUCUCCUUGUAUUCUGUCCACUUGUUGCUAAAGACAGCAAAUGAAGCAGGUGCUCUUGUUUACGAGUCAUUGGGUCACAAGGCCUUUGGGAUCCCAGGCAAACUGGCUGCUUCCUGCUCCAUCACCAUGCAGAACAUUGGAGUCAUGUCAAGCUACCUCUACAUUAUUAAAUACGAACUCUCUGUUGUUAUUCAGUCCUUUACUGGAGCAAGUGAUGGUGAAUGGUACAUCAAUGGAGAUUACCUUGUGAUUCUGGUCUCAAUUAUUGUUAUCCUGCCUCUCUCGCUGCUCAGGAACUUGGGUUACCUUAGUUACACCAGUGGUCUGUCUCUACUCUGCAUGGUGUUUUUUCUGAUUGUGGUGAUCAUAAAGAAGUUCCAGAUUCCAUGCCCUCUGCCUAUUCUUGACGCUGGAAAUGAAACCAUGCACAUGUUCAACAGCACCCCCCACAGCGACAAUGUCACUACAGAUGAUGACACUUGCAAGCCUAAAUACUUUGUCUACAACUCACAGACUGUCUAUGCUAUACCCAUCCUCACUUUUGCCUUUGUGUGCCACCCUACUAUCCUACCCAUGUAUGAUGAGCUCAAAGACCGGUCACGCCGAAAGAUGCAGAAUGUGGCCAACGUGUCCUUCCUGGCCAUGUUCAUCAUGUACCUGCUGGCUGCCCUCUUCGGAUACCUCACCUUCAACAUCCACGUGGGACCUGAGCUGCUCCACACCUACUCAAAGUUCUACAAGCACGAUAUUCUCCUGCUGGUUGUUCGUCUGGCUGUGCUGGCCGCCGUCACACUCACGGUUCCUGUGGUGCUCUUCCCUAUUCGUACCUCAGUCGGCCACCUGCUCUUCCCAAAAAAGGACUUCAGCUGGAUCCGUCACGUUAUUAUCACCCUGAGCCUGCUAGCAGGAACCAACAUUCUGGUCAUCUUUGUCUCCAGCAUCAGAGAUAUUUUUGGCUUCAUUGGUGCCUCUGCUGCUGCAAUGCUGAUCUUCAUCCUGCCCUCAGCUUUCUAUCUCAGACUGGUUAAGAAGGAGUCAAUGAAAUCCAUGCAGAAGAUUGGGGCUCUGAUGUUCCUGAUAUUAGGAUUUGCUGUCAUGUUUGUCUGCAUGACUCUUAUCAUCUACGACUGGAUCGUGAACUCUAUGAAAGAUCAAGGUCACUGAAGCU
Molecule: messenger RNA, 1583 nt
Organism: Xiphophorus couchianus (Monterrey platyfish)
Lineage: Eukaryota; Metazoa; Chordata; Actinopteri; Cyprinodontiformes; Poeciliidae
Product: sodium-coupled neutral amino acid transporter 2-like
Exons: 15
Coding region: 77-1579 (500 amino acids)
Biological process (GO): L-glutamine transport; amino acid transmembrane transport
Cellular component (GO): plasma membrane
Molecular function (GO): L-glutamine transmembrane transporter activity
Source: RefSeq, a predicted model, not a curated record